CUCUAAAAGAUCUAAACUUAAAACCCCGCAACGUCUCUCUACUUUCUUCUUUUUCUAUCUCCUUUGGCUGACUGCAGCCACCAAAAACCCUUUUUCCCCAAAUCAAUCGAAUUCUAGGGUUUAUCGACAAAAUUCACAACCAUGCCUCAAGGAGAUUACAUUGAGCUUCACAGGAAGAGAAAUGGAUACCGUCUCGAUUACUUCGAGCGUAAGCGUAAGAAGGAGGCGCGUGAAGUCCAUACACGCUCUAAAAAAGCCCAAAAUACUUUGGGUAUUAAGGGUAAGAUGCUUGCUAAGAAGAGAUAUGCAGAGAAAGCUCAGAUGAAGAAAACACUUAAGAUGCAUGACGAAACACCAAGUAGGCGCAAGGUGGAUGAAGAUGUUCAGGAAGGAGCAAUUCCUGCAUAUUUGCUUGAUCGUGAGCAAACAGCAAGGGCUAAGAUUCUGAGCAACACAAUCAAGCAAAAGAGAAAAGAUAAAAAUGCAAAAUGGGCGGUUCCAUUACCCAAGGUUAGACCAGUUGCUGAAGAUGAAAUGUUUAAAGUUAUAAGGUCCGGGAAAAGGAAGACCAAGCAAUGGAAGAGAAUGAUAACAAAAGCUACAUUUGUUGGUCCCUCGUUCACUAGGAAACCACCAAAGUAUGAACGAUUUAUCCGUCCAUCAGGAUUGCGUUUCACCAAGGCUAAUGUCACUCAUCCUGAAUUAAAAUGUUCAUUUAAUCUUGAGAUCAUUGGAGUGAAGAAGAACCCUAAUGGUCCGAUGUACAGUUCACUUGGUGUUAUGACCAAGGGUACUAUCAUUGAGGUCAAUGUGAGUGAACUUGGUCUGGUCACACCAGCUGGGAAAGUAGUAUGGGGGAAGUAUGCUCAAGUGACAAAUGACCCUGAGAAUGAUGGCUGUAUAAAUGCUGUUUUGCUAGUUUAAUCAGGUUGUUAGGUCUCGGGUCGAUGAAAUCACCUGUAAUUUUGAUAAAAUAUCACUAUUAAGUGGAUGCUCAAUGUUAAAGAAAGACACAUUUAUGAUUUAGUUUUUUCUUUGGUUCUAUAUGCUCUCUAAUCACGAGUCCUAAACUGUAUCGUUUUACAUGGAUUAGGUCAAAUUAACCAGGUUAACUAUAUUUUAAUAUUAUUCGUCGCUUGUUUUGUUAAGUUGAAA
Chenopodium quinoa (quinoa) is the source of this 1155-nucleotide messenger RNA. Its product is annotated as ribosome biogenesis protein NSA2 homolog. The coding region runs from base 142 to 924 and encodes 260 amino acids. NCBI's taxonomy places the organism in Eukaryota, Viridiplantae, Streptophyta, Magnoliopsida, Caryophyllales, Amaranthaceae. The record is from RefSeq and is a predicted model, not a curated record. Gene Ontology annotation, cellular component: nucleolus; preribosome, large subunit precursor. Gene Ontology annotation, biological process: maturation of 5.8S rRNA; maturation of LSU-rRNA. The transcript is spliced from 9 exons.